Molecule: messenger RNA, 543 nt
Organism: Triticum turgidum subsp. durum (durum wheat)
Lineage: Eukaryota; Viridiplantae; Streptophyta; Magnoliopsida; Poales; Poaceae
Source: the annotation of a GenBank genome assembly
AUGGGGAACUGCCAGGCGGCGGAGGUGGCGGCGGCGGUGGUGCAGCACCCGGGCGGGCGGGUGGAGCGGCUCUACUGGUCCACGCCCGCGGCGGAGGUGAUGCGCGCCAACCCGGGCCACUACGUCGCGCUCGUCACGCUCCGCGUCGCCGAGGAGCGCCAGGACGCCGACGGCGGCGGCGCGCGCCGCACCGUGCGCCUCACCCGCGUCAAGCUCCUCAAGCCCAAGGAGACGCUGCUCCUCGGCCACGCCUACCGCCUCAUCACCGCCAACGAGGUGACCAAGGCGGUGCAGGCGAGGAAGGAGGAGAAGCUGAGGAAGGCGCGGCAGCAGCUGCAGCAGCUGGAGUUGUCGACGCGGCAGAGCAAGCUGCGGCCGGCGGCGGACGGUGACGACGUCGACGACGACGACGACGAGGCCAGCUUGGAUGAGAGUCUCGAUCAGUUGGCGCGGCAGGACGGAGGAGACGGCCAUCGGAGCUCCGGCGCCCGGCACCGGCAAUGGCGGCCCUCGCUGCACAGCAUCGACGAGGCCGCGAGCUGA